Molecule: messenger RNA, 618 nt
Organism: Cordyceps militaris CM01
Lineage: Eukaryota; Fungi; Ascomycota; Sordariomycetes; Hypocreales; Cordycipitaceae
Exons: 2
Coding region: 1-618 (205 amino acids)
Source: RefSeq, a predicted model, not a curated record
AUGGCGCCCAAACCCGCCAAGAAGCCAGUCGGCGACAACGAGACAGGGAAAAAGCACCGCAAGGGAUUCAGAGUCGGCCCAGAUAACUUACCGGAUGGGCCGUGGCGUCGUAAAGUCACAAAGAUAAAGAAGGAUCUCAUUCACAAGGCCAAGGUCAAAAAGGCUUAUGCCAAGAUUAAGCACCGGGGGCAAGAAGAAACUGCCGACGGCGAGGCUCAACAGGACACUGCCGGUGCCGACAAGGAUGUCGAGGAGGAUGGUGCCAAUGAGGUGAUGCAUCCGACGCGGGAGCUCAUGAUCAAGGUCGAGUCGGUGGCGCAAAACCCCGCCCAAGUCCAGGGCGCUGGUGAAGGUACCAGCGAUGGCCACCGCCGGCGCACGCGCCGCCCGGGCUAUUACGACAAGCAACUGGCCCAGGCGGAGGAGCGCCGGGCCGAGACGGAGGAGCGCGCGCAGGCCUAUGAGGCGCGCAUGGCGGAGAGGACCGCGCGGCUGGCGGAGAGGGACCGCUUCAAGAAGGCCAUGGCCAAGACGGUCGGGCGCGACGGCAAGAAGAAGCUGGGUCGCGAGAGCGGCAUCCUGCUGGACAAAGUCAAGAGACUGGUGGCGAAGCAGUGA